Molecule: messenger RNA, 2289 nt
Organism: Micropterus salmoides (largemouth bass)
Lineage: Eukaryota; Metazoa; Chordata; Actinopteri; Centrarchiformes; Centrarchidae
Gene: rnf144b
Product: ring finger protein 144B
Exons: 8
Coding region: 402-1364 (320 amino acids)
Biological process (GO): positive regulation of proteasomal ubiquitin-dependent protein catabolic process; protein polyubiquitination; ubiquitin-dependent protein catabolic process
Cellular component (GO): cytoplasm; mitochondrial membrane; ubiquitin ligase complex
Molecular function (GO): zinc ion binding; ubiquitin conjugating enzyme binding; ubiquitin protein ligase activity
Source: RefSeq, a predicted model, not a curated record
AGAGUGGAGUGAUCAGCAGAGAGCAGGCACUGCUUCCUGGAUGGAAACAAAACGGAGGAGCAGAGCAGGCACACACUCAGGACGCAGGACGUUUAAACAUGUUUUUAGUUUUUCUUUAAGCUGCUACGUGUGUGAGAAAAGGCGGUAUCGGUGCGGCGGUGGAAUCUGGCGACAGCAGAGGUUAUUAUAACAGCAGAGUGUAUCAACACAUGUGUCUGCUCCACAGUAUAAGCACUGCGGCUGUGGAUCUGGACUCAGGGAGCUCCUACACCCAGUGGUCCACAGGCAAGGAACAUGGAGGUACUAGCUCCUCUCAGUCCCCAGCAGAAGGGCUAGGACCAGACUGAUUCUUCCCUCCCACUUUACCUACCUACCUGCCUGCCUGCCUGCCACGCCCCAACAUGGCCAGCAGGAGUCCCAACCUGAGUCGGGAAGCUGGGGAUUUGGCACCGGGGACCCCUGAGGCCGGCGAUAACCCCCAGCCGGGGCCGGAGAUAUUCUGCAAGCUGUGCCUCAGCGAGCAGCCAUCUGCAGCCACCCGGGCACUGCAGAGCUGCAACUGUGUCUUCUGUACAGCGUGUCUGCAGCAGUAUGUUCAGCUCGCCAUCAUUGAGGAAGGAGGGGCACCCAUCACCUGCCCAGAUAUGGCCUGCCAAAAGACCGGGGUGCUACUGGACUCUGAGAUAGCUAGCUUGGCCCCAGAAGAGCAGAUGGAGCUGUAUCAGCGUCUGAAGUUUGAGAGAGGAGUGAAGCUGGACCCCAGUAAAGCCUGGUGCCCGGUGCUUGAGUGCCAGGCGGUGUGCAACGUGCAGCCGAGCAGCGAAGGCCAGCCCACUGCUGUGCCCUGCCCGACCUGUCACGCCGUCUUCUGCUCCGGGUGCAGAGGGCCCUGGCAGGACAGCCAUACCUGCCCCGAGCGCCAGCCCAUGAUGUCACCCUCACCCUCUCAUGAAAGCAGGCCCCCCUCUGACAGCAACUCUGACAUGCCCAUCAAGCAGUGUCCUAUGUGUGGCAUCUACAUCGAGCGGAACCAGGGCUGUGCACAGAUGCUGUGUAAGAGCUGCAAACACACCUUCUGCUGGUACUGUCUGCAGAAUCUGGAUGGCGAUAUCUUCCUGAGGCAUUAUGAUAAGGGGCCGUGCAGAAACAAGCUGGGACACUCAAGGGCCUCAGUUAUGUGGAACAGAACGCAGGUGGUGGGGAUCCUGGUGGGGAUCAGCCUCGUCGUGCUGGUGACAUCUCCUCUCCUCCUGCUGGCCUCGCCCUGCAUCCUGUGCUGCGUUUGCAAGCCCUGCAGCGGAAGGAAAAAGAGGAAGAAGACGAGGAAGAAGGACCUCAGCCAACCAGACUCCUCCAUGUCAUAGCAGCUCCCCCUCUCAAUCGGCACAGCCCAGAAAUACUCCACUAACCUCAUGAAACCUGAAAGGAAACUAAGAAAGUGCAAGUGCUGCACGGUGGAAGGGAAUAAAUUUGUGGAACAAUGGAGUACUUUGUUAUGACUCAACAGACUGGAAGCCUUGUCAGUGAUUCAGUAUAGUGUUAAGGGUCAACAAGUGAAGACUGUCAUCUUAAAGCUCCGGCAGGUAGCUUUAAGAGCUAAAGAGUAUGUACUUUAUGUGUCUGAAGUGUAAAUAUGAGGAGAAUGAAUGUAACUCGCUCACCUAGUUGUUUUCAGAUGCACAACAGGUAGUAAAGAGAAGGCAGCGGCUGUGAGACUUUUCCUUGUACAGGGCUUUUGUUAUUGCCCACCUAUCGCUCGCGCAAACACACACACGCGUGCGCGCGCGCACACACACACACACACACGUGUGUGCGCAGUUCAAAGUGCAAUGCCACCCUCAUGUGCCAAAUGUCAUGAUGCCAAACCAGAGGUCUUAGGUACUCAAGUGCCUCACUCUACAGUGCCUGGCACUUGGUUGUAUUUGUUUUGCCUCCCAUUCUAUCUUUAUCUUAUGCAAAGUAUAGCAAUGAAAAUGGACAGCCGUCAGGGUUAAACCCCUGACACAUGCAAAACAUUCUUUCAUAAUGGGGGAAAUCAAACAGCAUCAUGUGUGCAAUGUAUAUUCUGUACUUGGGCUUCAGUGGUGCACAGAGAACUUUUCUUCUGCAAAUGUUGUUUCCAACUGGCGUAUGUCCCAGACCAAAGGCUCUAGAGGAUAAUGUGUACUUUUCUAAAGUGUGUUAAUGUGUAUUUAUGGGUUAUGUGUGUAUGGUAUCCUUUUGAUGUCUCUGCAUCAGAUAUUUUUUAAAAGCAGCAUUGUAACUGAAAUAAAUAUGCAUCAGAUGGUA